CGAGUCCGAGACGCAAAAAAUAAAACAUAGUGAAACCGAGAUGGGGUGUGUGUGGAUGAUGAGGCAUCUGCUCCAUUCGAACCCUUCGAUGGCCUCUCUUUCCCCUCCUUUGCACCAAUCCCCCCUCUCCUUCUCAUCUCCCAAACCACAACUCUCUCUCAUUUCCCUCGUCUUCUCCCUCCCCCGUCGCUCGCUUUCGACUGUCGCUUCUUCUCCUCCGACCCCUCACGUUUCCGUCCACCAUAAUUCCUCUCAAUACGGAUAUGCUGGUGGAAUUGGAGUUUCGGGAGAUGGCUCCAAGGUGCUUCUUAAGGGGAUGAAAUACUCUGAGCUCGAAAAUUGGGUUCAGUUACAAGGAUACAGACCUGGUCAGGCUCUAAUGCUAUGGAAGCGCCUUUAUGGAAAUAACAUUUGGGCACAUCACAGUGAUGAGUUGGAAGGUUUGAACAAAGAUUUCAAGAAAAUGUUGUGUGAAAAUGCUGAAUUCAAGGCUUUAUCUUUGAAAGAAAUUCUCACAGCAUGUGAUGGAACUAGGAAGAUAUUAUUUAAAUUGGAAGAUGACCUGGUAAUAGAGACAGUUGUCAUACCUUGUGAGGGCAGGACUACUGUUUGUGUCUCCAGUCAAGUGGGUUGCGCCAUGAAUUGUCAAUUUUGCUACACUGGCAGGAUGGGUUUAAAGAGACAUUUAACUGCAGCUGAGAUAGUAGAGCAAGCUGUAUUUGCCCGGCGUCUACUCACGAGUGAAGUUGGUUCCAUUACCAAUGUUGUAUUUAUGGGAAUGGGAGAACCACUUCACAACAUUGACAAUGUCAUAAAAGCUGCAGAAAUUAUGGUGCAUGAUCAAGGCCUUUAUUUCAGUCCUCGCAAGGUCACUGUCUCAACCAGUGGGCUUGUUCCUCAGCUGAGGCGUUUUCUUCGUGAAUCCAAUUGUGCUUUAGCUGUUAGCUUGAAUGCAACAACUGAUGAGGUCAGAAACUGGAUAAUGCCAAUUAACCGCAAAUAUAAAUUAGGCUUGCUUCUUCAGACUCUUCGGGAGGAACUUCGCUUGAAGCAUAAUUACAAAGUUCUCUUUGAAUAUGUAAUGCUUUCAGGAGUGAAUGACAGCAUUGAGGAUGCCAAGAGGCUUAUUGAUCUUGUUCAGGACAUUCCAUGCAAGAUCAAUCUUAUAUCAUUCAAUCCUCAUACUGGAUCCCAGUUUCGACCAACCAGUGAGGCAAAGAUGAUUGAGUUUCGAAAUGUUUUGGCUGAAGCAGGGUGCAUUGUUUUCUUGCGACUUAGUAGAGGUGAUGAUCAGAUGGCUGCCUGUGGUCAGCUUGGCAAGCCUGGUGCAAUCAAGGCUCCUUUGCUCCGUGUACCAGACCAAUUUCAAAUGGCAGUGAAUAUGUGAAUGCGAUUUAUUUUCGAGAAUGUGAUGAUGAGUUGUGCCAAAUUGGUGCAAGUGCAAGUAGUGCAAAAAAAAAAAGAAAGAUGAUGCUGAAGGAUCUACAUAUGCAUUUGGUAACAAAAAAAAAUGGUAUUUUCUGAUACCUUGGACUUGUUUGUGUAGCAGAAUAAUAUGGAGCUGAGCUUGAGUGUUUGACCUCUAUGAAAUAUGAUUUUUUCCUUUUAGUA
This is a messenger RNA of Juglans microcarpa x Juglans regia, 1611 nucleotides long. RefSeq names its product dual-specificity RNA methyltransferase RlmN. Gene Ontology annotation, biological process: tRNA methylation; rRNA base methylation. Gene Ontology annotation, molecular function: RNA methyltransferase activity; iron-sulfur cluster binding. The record is from RefSeq and is a predicted model, not a curated record. NCBI's taxonomy places the organism in Eukaryota, Viridiplantae, Streptophyta, Magnoliopsida, Fagales, Juglandaceae.